This is a messenger RNA of Microthlaspi erraticum, 1650 nucleotides long. The record is from the annotation of a GenBank genome assembly. NCBI's taxonomy places the organism in Eukaryota, Viridiplantae, Streptophyta, Magnoliopsida, Brassicales, Brassicaceae.
AUGCUACUCAAAACCCAAACACUCACUAUCUCUCCUUUCUUCCCACGAAACCCGAUUAAAUCUCACCGCUACCAAACACUGGUCCGUUGUCUCGGCGUUGACUCGGUGACAACUCGGAGAAAACUCGGUUUGGUCGCCACAACUACUCCGACAUUCCAGGGGAAUCCGGUGGUGACUCGUCGAAAAAUCAAACUAGAGAGAAUUACGAGGAGCUGCAUCGGAACAGAUCGGGAAAUCGGCGAAACUGAUGAAGAAGAAGAAGGAGAGGAGAAGAAGAGAGAGGAUCUGGUGAAACAGAGUGUGUGGGAACAGAUGAAAGAGAUCGUGAAGUUCACAGGUCCGGCGAUGGGGAUGUGGAUUUGUGGACCGUUGAUGAGUCUCAUAGACACGGUGGUCAUCGGCCAAGGAAGCUCCGUCGAACUAGCCGCCCUUGGACCCGGUACAGUACUAUGCGAUCACAUGAGCUACGUCUUCAUGUUCCUCUCCGUGGCUACAUCCAAUAUGGUCGCCACUGCUCUUGCCAAACAGGACAAGAAAGAAGCACAACAUCAAAUCUCGGUCUUACUCUUCAUUGGGUUGGUUUGUGGACUAAUGAUGCUUUUGUUGACAAGACUAUUCGGGCCUUGGGCUGUUACUGCUUUUACAAGAGGGAAGAACAUUGAGAUUGUACCUGCAGCCAAUACAUAUAUUCAGAUUCGAGGCUUAGCGUGGCCGUUUAUUCUUGUUGGAUUGGUUGCUCAAAGCGCAAGUCUUGGAAUGAAGAACUCAUGGGGACCUCUUAAGGCAUUAUUAGCAGCAACGGUCAUUAAUGGUCUUGGAGAUACAAUCCUAUGCUUAUUUCUCGGACAAGGUAUCGCCGGAGCUGCUUGGGCAACAACCGCCUCUCAGGUUGUUUCGGCUUUUAUGAUGAUGGAUUCUCUGAACAAAGAAGGCUACAAUGCUUACUCCUUCGAAGUGCCUACACCGCAAGAACUAUGGAAGAUCUCUGCACUCGCCGCACCUGUCUUCAUCUCAAUUUUCUCCAAGAUUGCUUUCUACUCUUACAUCAUCUACUGUGCUACCUCCAUGGGAACUCACGUUUUAGCAGCUCAUCAGGUGAUGGCUCAGACGUACAGGAUGUGCAAUGUAUGGGGUGAGCCACUGUCUCAAACGGCUCAGUCAUUUAUGCCUGGGAUGUUAUAUGGUGCGAACCGUAACCUUCCUAAGGCUAGAACGUUGCUGAAGUCCCUUAUGAUUAUUGGAGCCACGCUUGGAUUAGUCUUGGGAGUUAUCGGAACAUCGGUUCCAGGUCUGUUCCCUGGUGUCUACACACAUGAUAAAGUCAUCGUAACCGAGAUGCAUAGACUUCUUAUUCCUUUCUUCAUGGCUUUGUGUGUAUUGCCUACGACUGUAUCCCUAGAGGGUACAUUGCUGGCGGGACGUGAUCUCAAAUUCGUCAGCGCGGUGAUGAGUUUAAGCUUCGUUCUUGGCUGUCUCACACUAAUGUUGGUGACACGAAGUGGCUUUGGUUUACUCGGCUGUUGGUUCGUUCUCGUGGGAUUUCAAUGGGGUCGGUUUGGCCUGUAUAUACGGCGGCUUCUUUCACCUGGAGGCAUACUUAACACGGAUGCUCAGAGUCCAUAUACGGUGGAGAAGAUCAAAUCAGUUUAA